Raphanus sativus (radish) is the source of this 1554-nucleotide messenger RNA. RefSeq names its product zinc finger transcription factor YY1. Gene Ontology annotation, molecular function: RNA polymerase II cis-regulatory region sequence-specific DNA binding; DNA-binding transcription factor activity, RNA polymerase II-specific. Lineage: Eukaryota; Viridiplantae; Streptophyta; Magnoliopsida; Brassicales; Brassicaceae. Bases 232 to 1383 code for a protein of 383 amino acids. The transcript has 6 exons. Gene Ontology annotation, biological process: regulation of transcription by RNA polymerase II. Gene Ontology annotation, cellular component: PcG protein complex; transcription regulator complex. The record is from RefSeq and is a predicted model, not a curated record.
AAAAGAAGAUUGGUUUCGCCAUUUACAGAGUUUGAGAAAGAAUCGAACCGGGAGGGACUUCAUAAUCAACAAAGCUAUAUAUUGCUUAAAGGUCUCUCUAUAUAUAUAUAUAUAUAUCUUUCCCCUUCCCCAGAGGCAGAGAGAGACUUUAAACCCUAAUCAUCUGGACUAAUCAUCUCCACCGAGUUUGUUCACAACCAAUUCGAAAUUCGUCGUUUUCCAGAGGAAUCAAUGGAGCAGCAUCUGCAGUAUCCGUAUCAGAAUCCAUUCGAAAGACGUCCAAUCCUUAAAUCAUCAAAGGCUCCUCCUGCUGUUAGGUGGAUCAAGGACUGGGUACCACAAGAUAUUGUUGCUACUGGUGCCAAGUGUUAUCUUCGCAAAUGGGUCACAGAGGAAACGUUGAAGACACUGAAAGAAAAAGAGAUAGAGCCUACUACCACUACUGCGGAUGGUUCAGAUCCUGACUCCGAACCCACUUCUGAGAUCUUGUUUCUCUGCAGCUACGAUGGAUGUGGCAAGAUUUUCUUCGAUGUUAAUGCCUUGAGAAAGCAUUCCCACGUCCAUGGUGAAAGACAGUACGUUUGUGAUUACCCUGGUUGUGAUAAGAAAUUUUUGGAUAGUUCAAAGUUGAAGAGACAUUGGCUCAUUCACACCGGGGCUAGGGACUUUGUCUGCACUUAUGAAGGCUGUGGAAAGGCAUUCUCCUUGGAUUUUAACCUCAGAUCUCACAUGAAGACUCAUUCACAAGCAAACUAUCACAUCUGUCCUUACUCUGGCUGUGGCAAGAGAUAUGCUCAUGAGUACAAGCUUAAGAACCAUCUUUCUGCCUACCAUGAAAAGAAUGCUGCUGGAGAGACGCCUACAUACACACCACCUGCAGAGAAAGUGUCUAGGACUCCCAAAACACCAGCUGCGACGGUUUACGCCUCAGCGUCUUUGGAACGUCCAUACACGUGCCCUUAUGAAGGGUGUGACAAGGCUUACAUACAUGAGUACAAGCUCAAACUCCACUUGAAGAGAGAGCAUUUACCAGAAGAGAACAGCAAGACACCUAAUCUAGAAGAAGGGAGUGAUCAAGAUGUUUACAGGAAACACGCUGCUGGUAACGGGAAAAGCCAGAGACAUAAACAACAGAGCAGAGCUAAGCCGAAGAUGAAGACGACACCACCACCAGCGAAAGCUGUAAAGAAAGGCUCGACCUCUUCACCGGGCAAAGCAAGGAUGGCUAAGAAACCGUGGCGAGCAAGUGAAACGUUUGAAGGAGAAGAAGAAGAUAGCGAGGAGACGGAGGAAGAUAGAGAGAAUGUGGCUGAUGGGUGGAGGUUUGGGGGAAACAAUGUGGAGGAGGAAGAUGACGAUGAGGAGACUGAAGAUGAAGACUAAUAAGGCUCUGCUUCGUCUAGAACUUUAGUAGCUGUGGUGGCUCUUUUUUUUGGUUUCUUUCUUUGACGUCUUCUUAGUUUCAAAGCUCUGUACAUUUGUUCUCAUAAACAUUUUAAGAAUAGGUACUAGAAUUUUUAUUUCAAUACAAAUCAUUCAAAAUGUCAGAUAUUA